AGCCCACAGAGAAGAAAGGAAGCCCAUUUAUACCCCACCUUUGGAUAAUCUAUCUCCAUAUUCUCCAUUCUCAAACGAUACCAAAAGUCAAUAGCAUUUCUUCAUCUGGGAGUCUCAGAUCGGAAGAGAAAAUGGGCGGAGUGGAAUUGGUGCUGCCUAAGGAAUACGGCUAUGUGGCUAUUGUUCUAGUUUUCUACUGCUUUCUCAACCUCUGGAUGGGUGCCCAAGUUGGCAAAGCCCGCAAACAGUUCAAAGUGCCAUAUCCAACCCUCUACGCUUCAGAAUCUGAAAACAAAGAUGCCAAGCUCUUCAACUGUGUUCAGAGAGGGCAUCAGAACUCGCUGGAGAUGAUGCCCAUGUUUUUCAUGCUGAUGAUACUAGGAGGGAUGAGACAUCCUUGCGCGUGCGCUGGGCUUGGUUUGCUUUACACAGUGACUCGCUUUUUCUACUUCAAAGGGUAUGCCACGGGCGAUCCCCAGAAGCGUCUCACUAUAGGGAAAUAUGGCUUCUUGGCUUUGAUGGGGCUUAUGGUCUCCACUCUUUCCUUCGGGGUCAGACUGCUGCUUUGAUCAAUGAUGUUGAUCAAUGUUCUUGCUUAAUUCUGUUUUUUGGGAUUUUCAAAUAAGUUAAAAGGAAUUAAUAAUGUUUGGAUUUUAUGGGUUUUAGACUUCUUAAGUUUAGCCGUGAAGUUAAAUUCCAUGUAAUAGUUUUCUUUUGUAAGCUUUCAGUACCUUUGUACUACAAUCGAAUCCUCCAUUACAAGGUGGGGGAUCUGAUGGUUGGUGAUUUUGAGUCAGUUUUCUAUAAUGAGUAGGGGGUUUUACUUUUCA
Molecule: messenger RNA, 830 nt
Organism: Alnus glutinosa
Lineage: Eukaryota; Viridiplantae; Streptophyta; Magnoliopsida; Fagales; Betulaceae
Exons: 3
Coding region: 132-569 (145 amino acids)
Cellular component (GO): endoplasmic reticulum; nuclear envelope; membrane
Molecular function (GO): glutathione peroxidase activity; glutathione transferase activity
Source: RefSeq, a predicted model, not a curated record